Molecule: messenger RNA, 725 nt
Organism: Elaeis guineensis (African oil palm)
Lineage: Eukaryota; Viridiplantae; Streptophyta; Magnoliopsida; Arecales; Arecaceae
Source: RefSeq, a predicted model, not a curated record
UUCUUUUAAUAGAUCCGUCCCAAAGGCAGCAAUCAUAGAGAUCAAAAGAUCGAUCGUCGGCCGAUAGAGAGAGAUGUUCUUCUUCUUCGUUGGAGGGUUGGAGUCGCAGGCGGGGCGGGUGCUCAGGGAGAACGCAGGCCGCUGCAUCCGGUGCGGCUCCUACGCCGACCUGGUGGAGUACGAGAAGGUGGUCAAGCUCUUCUUCGUCCCCGUCUGGCGCUGGCCUGGCAAGGAGCCCGCCUUCUAUUGCCGCGACUGCUCGUUCCUGUUCCCCAAAUCCCUCCCUCCCGGUCCCCCCUCGGCCGCCGAUGAUGGUCGAGGGGACUUCCUCGAUGAGGGCGCGCGCGGGCCGUCCGUCGCCGACGCGCUCCGGUGCUACUCCUGCGACCGCGUCGUCGAGCCACACUUCCGGUUCUGCCCUUUCUGCGGGGCCACUCUCUGAGAGAGGCUUCACCGGCUAUGCUUUUGGAUCUGGGAAUGGAGGAAAGGUGGAACUUUUUGCUUGCUUUGUAAGAGUUAUCGCUUGCUUGGGUUAGGGUUUUUACUCCCGAUACUACUCUUUUCUUUUUCUUUGAUGUGGUUGCUCCACAUGUGAACUGAAGUUGCAGUAUAUAAUACAGAAGCCAACCGAGUGUUAAUAAAAAUCCUUUUUUUUUUUCUUGUAACACAAUUUAAUAUAUAGAUUGUUGAAAAGAAAAUAAAAUUCCUCUAGUGUUCAUUUCCUU